AUGUCUGGUCCUCACAGUCUUCACAAUGCGCUUCUGCGCCCUCCAAUAAUCCAGAUUCUACGUGCCGCAGGCUACCACUCUACACGGCCCUCGGUCCUUGAUACCUUGGCUGAUUUGACAGCCCGAUAUCUCAUUCUUCUCGGUUCUUCUGCCGCAGAACAUGCAGCCAACAGCCACCCAGAUGACCCCGUACCAACUCUCGCCGACAUCCUGCUCGCCCUCCAAGAUACGGGCGCUCUUAGACCGCAGAUGAAAGAAUUCGAAGAAGAUUGGCGAGGCGAGGAAGACACGCGAGGUCUCGAUGCCUUUAUGGCAUGGUUCACAGGGCCAGCGAAUCGCGAAAUCCGACGCAUUGCAGGAUACAUACCUAGCGAAGGCGACGUAGUUGACGCUGACUUGCUCGAAAAGGAAGAUUACCUGACAGUAUUGAAAAAGAAGCAUAGCAAGACAGGUGAGGAAUCUCGUUAUGCUGGCACCGUCCUGGGAAAAGACGCCGAGGAGCACCCUAUUGUUAUCGAAGGCGGGGCUGCGUCCAGUAUUGGGGAAUGGGCUUUGCAAGUAAAGACCCGCGAGCAAUAUGACUACUCGACGUCGUCGGCCAUAAGCAGUCUUCCGAGCAGUUUUUCUGAUGGAGAAUGA
Molecule: messenger RNA, 639 nt
Organism: Talaromyces atroroseus
Lineage: Eukaryota; Fungi; Ascomycota; Eurotiomycetes; Eurotiales; Trichocomaceae
Exons: 1
Coding region: 1-639 (212 amino acids)
Molecular function (GO): protein heterodimerization activity
Source: RefSeq, a predicted model, not a curated record